Lindgomyces ingoldianus is the source of this 1171-nucleotide messenger RNA. RefSeq lists its product as uncharacterized. The transcript has a single exon. The coding region runs from base 90 to 980 and encodes 296 amino acids. Lineage: Eukaryota; Fungi; Ascomycota; Dothideomycetes; Pleosporales; Lindgomycetaceae. The record is from RefSeq and is a predicted model, not a curated record. Gene Ontology annotation, molecular function: oxidoreductase activity.
UCAAGGUUCGGUACAUGAAAACUCACCAUCGUAUCACCAUUCCAAUCUCCCACCAUACUCUUCCUCACACUCAUUCACCUAUCGCAAAUAUGACUACCGCAACCUUCAAGCAUAUCGACACUAACUCCUACCAAGGGAAACCCUGGAACAAAGUCGACGGCCCCGGCACCUCAUUCACCCAACUCUCUCACGUUCGAAGCGUGCAAAACCUGCGGGGCAGAGAAGGCGAGUUUUCUACUGACAACUCCGGAUUCGCGGUGUAUGAAUACCCGGCUACGGAGAAACUCUUCACAGACGAUGCCGCAGUGCGAAACGGAUACUACUGCGAAGUUGAGAAGCUGCUACGUGAGAAGCUGGCCGGUGUCAAGAAAGUCGUGAUAUUUGAUCAUACGAUACGUCGAAGAAUGAAGAAUUUCCCUCGGCAGCCGGUUCAGCAAGUCCACGUUGACCAAACACCUGGCGCCGCGGAAGCCAGGGUUCGACGACAUGUACCUGGAGACCAAGCGGACGCACUGCUGAAGGGUAGAUAUCAAAUCAUUAAUGUCUGGCGGCCAAUUGAGAAUCCGGCCUCAGAUUUCCCACUUGCAGUGAUCGAUUGGCGGUCUACGAAACCCGAGGAUUUUAUCCCUGUGGACCUCUUGUAUCCGAAGCGCGAUAGUUUCGAUUGCGAUGAUGAUGAUCGCGGGAAGGAGAAACUCCCGGAUCCGAAUUCCCACGACGCUACGGAUGGAUAUGAGGUUCGGGGCGAGACUUUGAGUGUUGCGCCAAGUGAGAGCCAUCUGUUUUAUUAUAUGAAGGAUAUGACGCCAGAGGAGGUUAUGUUGCUCAAGUGCUUUGAUUCCAGGGGAGAGGGAAUGGACAAGGGCGUGCCUGGUUUGGCAUUGAGGACGCCGCAUACGGCGUUCAUGGAUCCCAACACACCAGAAAAUGCACCUGGGAGGCAGUCGAUUGAGGUGAGGUGCUUGGUGUUCUACAACUGACAAAGCCUCAAGAAGAUGCAUGUAGUAGGCAUGUAUAUUUGUAUCAUUUGCGUUAGCUCGUCUUAUGGUGGUUUUGCAUGGUUUUACCUAGUUCUGAAUCACCGUCUACUUUUCAGCUACUCUGGCGCCCAUUCCGCUAUUGAUUCGGAGUUCUUUAGUGUCAGUGCAAGACAACGCGGAUGAUAUUGUAC